Molecule: messenger RNA, 2919 nt
Organism: Fukomys damarensis (Damara mole-rat)
Lineage: Eukaryota; Metazoa; Chordata; Mammalia; Rodentia; Bathyergidae
Gene: Golt1b
Product: golgi transport 1B
Exons: 6
Coding region: 127-513 (128 amino acids)
Biological process (GO): retrograde transport, endosome to Golgi; endoplasmic reticulum to Golgi vesicle-mediated transport
Cellular component (GO): membrane; endoplasmic reticulum
Source: RefSeq, a predicted model, not a curated record
GCGACUGCGUGUUUCCGGAAGACGUGGCGGCUCUCCCGGGCUGCAUCCUGGCUUCGUUUCUGUCCACUGAGCUUCCCACCUUGGGCGUUCCGAGGUGCCGCCGGCGCCGGCCUCACCGCUGCAACCAUGAUCUCCUUAACAGAUACCCAGAAAAUUGGAAUGGGAUUAACAGGAUUUGGAGUGUUUUUCCUGUUCUUUGGAAUGAUUCUCUUUUUUGACAAAGCACUACUGGCUAUUGGAAAUGUUUUAUUUGUGGCUGGCUUGGCUUUUGUAAUUGGUUUAGAAAGAACAUUCAGAUUCUUCUUCCAAAAACAUAAAAUGAAAGCAACAGGAUUUUUCCUGGGUGGUGUGUUUGUAGUCCUUAUUGGUUGGCCUUUGAUAGGCAUGAUCUUCGAAAUUUAUGGAUUCUUUCUCUUGUUCAGGGGCUUCUUUCCUGUGGUUGUUGGCUUUAUUAGAAGAGUGCCAGUUCUUGGAUCCCUCUUAAAUUUACCUGGAAUCAGAUCAACUACAUAGGCCCAGAAGAGAUCCACAGUAAUGUUUGUAGAUAAAGUUGGAGAAAGCAACAACAUGGUAUAACAACAAGUGAAUUUGAAGACUCAUUUAAAAUAUUGUAUUAUUUAUAAAAUCCUUUGAAGAAUAUUCAGCACAAACUUAAAUUACAUGAAAUAGCUUGCAAUGUUCUUUACAGAAGUUAAAUGUGUAGCCUACAAAGUACCAACAGCAGUUAGCAAAGAAGCAUUGAAAACAGGCUUCUGAUCAAGUGGUCUGAGGAGUCAGCAAGCAAACUGAGGGAGAUGAGAUCCAUGUUACAAUGCGGAUUGAAACUCUAGAAGGCUGUUUUUCUUGUCUUUCCGCAAUGUGUGAAACACAGCCAUCCUUAGAAAACUCUGGUGCCUGUUACUUCUUUUUAUUUUUAAGGUUCAGGAGCGUCCCUAAGCAUUGGCUUUUAGAAAUAUCCACUGUGAUGGCAAAAACAUUUCCAGUUGCACUGUGUCUCUGAAAGUGGUGCCUGAACUGGAAGGGGACUCUGUCAUUUUGAUGUAUUCAAUGCAAGGGAAGCCCAUUUUCAUGUUAUAAAUCACUUCUUUGUGUAAACAUGAUUGAAAUAAAACUUUUACGGUUCUUCUGAAAUUUAAUAUUUUAAAGCCAAGUGGAAAUCUGAACUAGACAUGCUAAGUCAUCCUUUACUGGCUUUUCGUUUCUAAAUUCCUGCUGAUGAAGUAGUUUUGGUCAUUGACAUACUCUAAAAACGCUCACACUUCUUGGAAGUCCAGCCUACAUACCGUUCGUGUCUUUCGUUACGUGUAAGCAUUUAACAGAAAGCAUUCUUGCCCAAGAAGUCAUCUGUUACAUAGCCUAUUUCUUUGAAUAGUCUUUAAGAUACUAAAUGAUGCAUACCACAUGGGUUUUUUCCAUCAUGAUGUUGUUUUUCUUUUUUCUUUUUUUUUUUUUUCAAUUUUAAAUUCAGCAGUGUUUUAUUCUUUAUAAAUUAAACUAACAGUAGGUAAUACUUAAGACAUGUACCAUGUUAAAAGUUCAACCUGUACCUGUUAAGGGCUGUUCACUUAAUCAGCUGUAUUUUGAACUUUUUCAUAACCCACAAAAAUCAGAAUGUGUGAUACAUGCCUCCCAUGAUCGCUCUUGUCCUUGGGUUAGUGGAGAAAAUAUCUGCUAACAUUAUCUUACCAUAAUUAAACUGCCUAUGAUUUCUUAAGAACAUGUUUUCUUUUGCUUCCUUCUGUUGCUGGUCGAUAGUAAGAAACAACAGCUAAGGUCACAGCUUUUGUUGUAGAUAUAGGAACACAUUUCGGUAUCCACAGUACUAUUUUAUGACUAACGAUGGCACUGUUUAUUUUUUUUUUAACAGUUGCAAAGCUUCUUAACACAUAAAAGCAUAAUUAAAAUUUGUGAUAUUUAUUUAUAAACAUGUCUACAAGAUAUCUAAGAGCUUUUUUGUUUGUUUUAAUUAUAUCAGAAUGCACAAAAACCUCCCAAUCUUGUCUACAGAAGAAAGACUCGGUGUAUAGCGUAAUGGUUCAGUCUUGUGGAUUACUGUUGUAUUUGGUACUUGCAUUUGACGUUAUGGUGUAAUCUGUGAAAAUGCGACAAACGGAGACUCCUACCUCAAUAGUUCAUGGAAUAAGAUACCUAAUAUUGUGUCUGAUGUUCUUCGAAAAAAGUAAUAUCCUCACUUGGAGAGUGUCAAAUAUAUAUACUUUGGGAACUGACUUACACAGGAUGGCCUGUAGGACCCUUCCACAUACUUUUGACUGAGCCAUAUUAGUUACUUGGCUAGCUAGGUAUUUCUCCUUUUUAGAGCAACAACAGCAUCUGCUUGUGAAGGAACAUCUGUAUCAUUUAACUUCUUUGUAAACAUGAAUUUCUAUCGAAAUGUUCUUUGUACCCCGAACAAAGAUCCGUUUUUCAACAAUCUUAUUUCAGAAAACGCUAUUGGACUUGAAAAGAUUUGUAAUCUCUGAGUCCUUGGGGUAAAGGGGCUGGAGCAGUUUUUAGUUUUUAAUGAAUGUGCAGUUAAUAUCAGAUGUGAGUGUGGGACUACUUGGCAGCGUAUAUGUCUUAUCCCGAACCUUGACAAGGCUCUAUUUUUACACAUACUAGCCUUUCGACAGAAGCCCUGUCUUAUUUCUUCCCUUCCAAAAUCAGCUUUCUGUCUUUGUAACAAAAAUGUACUUUGAUUUUUUUUUUCUAUAGAGAUGGAGGAAAAGGUCUAAUACUACAUAGCCUUAAGUGUUUCUGUCAAUGUUCAAAUGUAUUUUCUGUAACAGAAACAUUUGGAAUGUCUUUCUUUUCCCCUUACAAGUUGUAAUUCAUGGUAUACUGCUGCUUUAAAAAGUCUCAGUCAGAUUAUAUAAUCUUAACGAUUGAGUAUUGUAAAUGCACUUGUCUUACUUCUCAAUA